AUGUCGCUCCAGCAGCAACUCAAGAACUUCAACGCCAGCGUUGUGGACUACGCCCAUCGCAUGCCCCAGCAAAGACGGUUCGUCGGCAACAACAACAACGGCGGCUCCACCAGCACAUCCCAGGUCCCGUCCUCGACGCCCACGCCCACGCCGGGCAGCGAUGCACAGCGGAAGAGGCAAAAUGCCGACAUCGUCUACUCGCAGCCCGCCAACACCGGCACGGGCAAGGAUAUCAUGACCCAGGUGCUAUUUGCCAUCGAGCAUAUGAAAGCCAAGGGCGUACCGCUCAGGUUCUCCGACAUCGUCUCGUAUCUGUCUCUCCAGCACCGGGCAAACGACCAGGGCUAUAUCCAGGCGCUGCGCCGCAUUCUCCAGGUCCACGAAAAGGUCCAGUAUGACGCGAGCGGCGCGAACGGCGAAGGCACCUUUGCCUUCCGGCCGCCGCACAACAUCCGCACGGCGGAGCAACUUCUGCAGAAGUUGCAGGCCCAGUCGACUGCGGCGGGGAUGAGCGUCCGCGAGCUUCGGGAGGGCUGGCCCAACGUGGAGGACACGAUUAACCGGUUGGAGAAGGAAGGGAAGCUGUUGGUUACGCGGAACAAGAAGGACGAUCAUGCGAAGAUGGUCUGGGCCAAUGACCCGUCGCUGGUGCAGCACUUCGAUGAAGAGUUCCGCCAGAUCUGGGAGAAGAUCAAGAUUCCCGAUCAGCAGACCGUCAAGGAAGAGCUGGAAAAGGCAGGAAUCACGCCCACAAACAAGAAUAAGGUCGUUAAGGCCCGGCCGAAGAUCGAACAUAAGAAGGUCAAGAAGACCCGGCGCAGUGGCAAGACGACUAACACCCACAUGAUGGGUGUCCUGAGAGAUUAUUCUCAUCUCAAGCGGUGA
Aspergillus clavatus NRRL 1 is the source of this 885-nucleotide messenger RNA. RefSeq names its product transcription factor TFIIE subunit TFA2. Gene Ontology annotation, cellular component: transcription factor TFIIE complex. Gene Ontology annotation, biological process: transcription initiation at RNA polymerase II promoter. The transcript has a single exon. Lineage: Eukaryota; Fungi; Ascomycota; Eurotiomycetes; Eurotiales; Aspergillaceae. Bases 1 to 885 code for a protein of 294 amino acids. The record is from RefSeq and is a predicted model, not a curated record.